CACUACCCGAAAAGCCUGUUGCGCAUGCUCCCUGUGGUUUUAGACUGUGGUAUGUAAAUACGGUAUCGAGACAGCUGGAGAGUGCCAACAGGGUAUAGUUAUUAUAUAAUUUACUCAUCCAAAAUGAGGUCUGUGCCUACCUGGAUAGAUAAAGUCCACGACAGAGACAAAGUAGAGCAAUGCGUGAAUGACCUAGCGUUCAAGCCUGAUGGAACACAGCUAAUUGUUGCUGCUGGAAACCGAGUUUUGGUUUACGACACAUCAGACGGAACCCUUAUUCAGCCACUAAAGGGGCAUAAAGAAACAGUAUAUUGUGUGGAUUAUGCCAAAGAUGGGAAGCGUUUUGCCUCAGGAUCAGCUGACAAGAGCAUCAUUAUAUGGACAUCUAAACUGGAAGGCAUUUUGAGAUACACACAUAAUGAUUCAAUUCAGUGUAUUGCAUAUAACCCUGUUACACACCUGCUGGCAUCAUGCUCCUCCAGUGACUUUGGUUUAUGGAAACCAGAAAAGAAAUCAGUCGCCAAGCACAAAAUCAACAGUAAAAUCACCUGCUGUGGGUGGACCAACGAUGGGCAGUACCUUGCUAUCGGCAUGAUGAAUGGAGUUGUGAGCAUCAGGAAUAAGAACGGAGAGGAGAAGGUGAAAAUCGAACGCCCUGGAGGUGCUCUGUCCCCCAUCUGGUCUAUUGCCUGGAACCCAUCAAAUAGGUGGAGGAACCUAUGGAUGAGUAGUGCAGAUGAUGAAGAUAUGCUGGCGGAGGGCAGUAGUCAGGAGAUCCCUUGCUUGUGGGGCAGCACGUACUCCAGUCAGGGCAGUGAGGAGGACUGUGAGGAGCAGGAGGAGGAGGAAGAGAGCAUUGACAAAAGCAAUCUAGAUGAACACAAUGACAUCCUGGCAGUGGCAGACUGGGGGCAGAAGCUGUCGUUCUACCAGCUUAGUGGAAAACAGAUCGGAAAAGACAGACCUCUGAAUUAUGACCCGUGCUGCGUCAGCUACUUCUCGAAAGGGGAAUAUGUUGUGAUGGGCGGCUCAGAUAAUCAGGUUUCGCUUUACACCAAAGACGGGGUUCGUCUCGGUACCAUUGGAGAACAGAAUUCCUGGGUCUGGUCAUGUAAGGUGAAACCAGACUCUAGCUACGUGGUGGUAGGCUGCCAGGACGGGACCCUUGCUUUUUACCAGCUGGUCUUUAGUACUGUCCAUGGGCUGUAUAAAGACCGCUAUGCCUAUAGGGACAGCAUGACAGAUGUCAUUGUCCAGCAUCUCAUCACUGAACAGAAGGUGAGAAUCAAAUGCAGAGAACUGGUAAAGAAAAUUGCUAUCUACAAAAACAGACUGGCAAUCCAGCUACCAGAGAAAAUCCUGAUUUAUGAACUGUAUUCCGAUGACUCUGCAGACAUGCAUUACCGCGUGAAAGAGAAAAUCUGCAAGAAAUUUGAGUGCAACCUACUGGUUGUGUGUUCACGGCAUAUCAUCUUGUGCCAGGAAAAAAGACUGCAAUGUUUGUCCUUUAACAGUGUAAAAGAGAAGGAGUGGCUUAUGGAGUCAUUGAUUCGGUACAUAAAGGUGAUUGGUGGAUCUCCUGGAAGGGAAGGACUUCUGGUUGGCUUGAAGAAUGGCGCGAUUCUGAAGAUAUUUGUGGACAACCCCUUUGCGAUCACCCUGCUGAAGCAGGCAACCUCAGUGCGCUGCCUGGACAUGAGCUCCUCGCGCAGCAAGCUGGCUGUGGUGGACGAGCACAACACCUGCCUUGUGUAUGACAUCCACACCAAGGAGCUGCUCUUCCAGGAACCGAAUGCGAACAGCGUGGCAUGGAAUACCCAGUGUGAGGACAUGCUGUGUUUCUCAGGCAACGGAUACCUCAACAUCAAAGCCAGUAACUUUCCAGUUCACCAGCAGAAACUCCAGGGCUUCGUGGUGGGGUACAAUGGCUCCAAGAUCUUCUGCUUGCAUGUCUAUGCAAUGUCAGCAGUAGAGGUUCCCCAGUCUGCUCCCAUGUACCAGUACCUGGAGAGAAAAAUGUAUAAAGAAGCCUAUCAGAUAGCUUGUCUAGGAGUGACUGACAAUGACUGGAGAGAACUGGCAAUGGAGGCCCUGGAAGGACUGGAUUUCGAAACUGCAAAGAAGGCGUUUAUCCGAAUUCGCGAUCUCCGCUACCUGGAGCUUAUCAACAGUAUUGAGGAGAGGAAGAAACGUGGAGAGACCAACAAUGAACUGUUCCUGGCAGAUGUGUCUGCCUACCAGGGGAAAUUUCACGAGGCAGCAAAACUCUACAAGAAGACCGGCAAUGACCCUCAAGCUCUCAACAUGUACACAGAUCUGCGCAUGUUUGAAUAUGCCAAGGAUUUCCUCGCCUCUGGUGACCCCAAGGACACCAAGAUGCUGAUUACCAAACAAGCGGACUGGGCUCAGAACAUCAACGAGCCCAAAGCAGCGGCAGAGAUGUAUCUUUCAGCUGGGGAGCACAUGAAGGCCAUAGAAAUCAUCGGGGAUAAUGGCUGGGUAGAUAUUUUAAUUGAUCAAGCACGGAAACUGGACAAGGCAGAGCGGGAACCCUUGUCAAAGUGUGCCGCCUUCUUCAAGAAACUGCAGCACCAUGGGUAUGCUGCAGAGAUCUACAUGAAGAUGGGAGACCUCAAAUCUCUAGUCCUUCUGCACGUGGAAACAAAUCACUGGGAUGAGGCCUUUGAAAUUUUAGAGAAGCACCCCCAGUUCAAAGACGAUGUGUAUGUACCGUAUGCACAGUGGCUGGCGGAGAACGACCGCUUUGAAGAAGCACAGAAAGCGUUCCACCAGGCUGGUAGGCAGGGCGAGGCAGUGAAGGUACUUGAGCAGCUCACUCACAACGCUGUUGUGGAAAGCAGGUUUAAUGAUGCAGCUUAUUACUAUUGGAUGCUGUCAAUGCAGUGUCUGGAUAUAGCAAGGGAAAACGAAGAGAAGAAAGAUGAAAUGUUAGAGAAAUUUCACAAGUUCCAGCACCUGGCAGAACUAUACCACGUUUACCACUCCAUCCAGAGAUACACGGAUGAACCCUUCAGUUCCCAUCUACCAGAAACACUCUUCAACAUCUCCAGAUUCUUACUGCACAACCUUACCAAGGAUGUACCACUGGGGAUCUCCAAAGUAAAUACUCUGUAUGCUUUGGCUAAACAGAGCAAAGCCCUGGGAGCGUAUAAGCUGGCAAGGCAUGCCUAUGAGAAGCUGCAGGGCCACCGGAUCCCAGCCCGCUUCCAGGAGUCCUUGGAGCUGGGCAGCCUGACUGCGCGCUCCAAACCCUUCCAUGACAGUGAGGAGCUUGUACCAAUGUGCUAUAGAUGCUCUACUAACAACCCGCUGCUAAAUAAUCAAGGGAAUGUGUGCAUUAACUGCAGACAGCCUUUCAUCUUCUCAGCCUCGUCCUAUGAGGUGCUGCCUCUUGUGCAGUUCUACCUGGAAGAGGGCAUCUCUGAUGAAGAGGCGGUGGCUCUCAUUGACCUGGAGGCACCCAGGGCUGAGAAGAAGGGUGACAAAUGGCUGGAGAUGAACAAUGAUGAAUCCCAAACUUUGAGAUUGGAGGAGAGCGUAGAUGACACUGAAGAAGAUCCAUUCACUGCAAAGCUAAGUUUUGAGCAAGGGGGCUCUGAGUUUGUUCCUGUGGUUGUGAACAAGUCCGUCCUGCGGUCCAUGAGCAGGAGAGACGUUCUCAUCAAGCGCUGGCCAAAGCCUUUGCAAUGGCAGUACUACAGAUCCCUUCUUCCUGAUGUCUCUAUCACCAUGUGCCCCUCAUGCUUUCAGAUGUUCCACAGUGAAGACUACGAACUGCUAGUACUGCAGCACAACUGCUGCCCAUACUGUCGUAGACCAAUAGAUGAGUCUACCUGAAGAGGGGACAAGACGUUCUGCAGCCUCCUGCAUAAUAAACCACACUGACUGUUUCCUGUACACUGCUUUAAUCUACAGAACACUACACAAUAGAGGGCAAGAAUCGCAACUGAAUGCAUAUAGAACACAAAUAUAUUAUUUAUUUCUGAAUUCCAAAGUCAACUCCAAUUCAUAGUAAAUUUUCAUGAAUAUGUACAGCCGUAUUUCAGCCCUAAUUCAAAUAUUGUAAAGAAUGGCCUUGAUUCAUACCAGUUUUUUUGUUUUUGUUAUUGUGUAGCUUAACACACACAUGUUAGUUUGUAACAUGUUCUUAAAUACCUUUUCUCAGGUAACUAUAAAAGAAUGUCACUGUAUAUCAAAGCCACCAAAUGAAAUCCAGCAGCAGUUUGAAUGUGGUACCUAAAAUAACAAUGAUUGUGAUGCCAGAACAUAGGACUCUUAUUUUAAAGACUGUCAAAGAGACAAAAAGUCCUAUACAAAUGAUACAGCAUUUACAUUCCCCUGUGUCAUAUGGUUAAAAGUUAUAUUUCUUUUGCUGCAAGAAACAAAUUGUGAAAAUUGCUGUUCAGAUAACUCAUAAAUAUGUUUUUUUCCUGAUGGAAGUAGUUUUGUUAGAGUAAAAUGUGUAAUAUAAUUUAUAAACAGAUUGUUCAGGUCUGGUUAACCUGCUACUAGUGUAACUAUGUUCUUGUAUUAUAAUAAUAUUACACAGCAAACUGUUUUUCAUUUGUUGGGCUUUUUUAAUAGAUUGUUGAAUUUAAACGUUAUGAAACAACAUCAUAAUAUAUUGUAUUAUUGGUUUCACAACCUUGAUUAAUACUACUCUUGGACUACCUUUCCUAAAUUAACAUUAGGUAGUCUAAGAUUACCCCAGUCUGUGUUUCAUACACAUUAUGUUAAUAAAUUAGUUUAAUAUAUAUUAUCUGAAUACAAACGGUUUCAUACAUUUGUAAAUGUAUAUCUUAUAAGAAUAUUGUAAAAUGUGCCUAUUUUUCUAGCAAUCAAAAGUAAACCGUGUUUUGAGAGUGCAUUGUUCAAGUCAUUGCUUUUAAGGUGAAGUAUUUUGUAAUCUGUAAAUAUGGAAUGUAUACUGCUUUUUAAUAAAAUAAACUAUUUAUCGGCUGUAAAUCUGUGUCUUAAAAGACCCUGCAGCAAGACUGUCAGUAAUGUAUACUCUAAAGCCUUGCUGUUCCUUGUUAAAUUCUGGGUAAUAGAAAAUGUGCUUUUAUAAAACAAAAGAAU
Messenger RNA from Acipenser ruthenus (sterlet), 5100 nucleotides. Its product is annotated as intraflagellar transport protein 122 homolog. Gene Ontology annotation, biological process: non-motile cilium assembly; intraciliary retrograde transport; protein localization to cilium. The coding region runs from base 124 to 3858 and encodes 1244 amino acids. The record is from RefSeq and is a predicted model, not a curated record. Gene Ontology annotation, cellular component: intraciliary transport particle A; non-motile cilium. The transcript is spliced from 30 exons. Gene Ontology annotation, molecular function: protein binding. NCBI's taxonomy places the organism in Eukaryota, Metazoa, Chordata, Actinopteri, Acipenseriformes, Acipenseridae.